Messenger RNA from Racocetra persica, 1011 nucleotides. The record is from the annotation of a GenBank genome assembly. Lineage: Eukaryota; Fungi; Glomeromycota; Glomeromycetes; Diversisporales; Gigasporaceae.
CGAACACCUCCAGAUUUAAAACAACGACUAGCUGCCACAAUUAUCAAAACCAUCGCUGAAACCUUACCAUUAUGGAUUGUUAGGUAUUUAUUAUAUCUGGCAAGCGUUGUAGAGCAAAUCUCAAAUGGAAUGUAUACGGGAAAACAAAGAGAUCAUUGGUGCCGUCGACUAAAGGGUGGGGACGGAUGGAAUGGUUACCUUAUUGCUGAAAAUGCUAAUACUGUUGAUGUCGGCGACAAUGCUGAUAUAGUUAUUUUAUAUGCGCACGGUGGUGGUUUUAAUGUUGGUGGGCCUUUGAUAUCUCUGGUGGUUUACGUUAAAUGGAUUAAAUCAUGGAUGUUUAGUCACGGGGCUAAUACACACAUAUUAGCGUUAGAAUAUGGUCUUUCACCAGAACAUCCUUUUCCAACUGCACGUGACAACAUGUUGAAUUGUUAUCAAUGGUUAGUCAACGAGAAAGGAAUUAGUCCGUCCAAGAUCGUUUUUGCUGGUGAUAGUGCUGGUGCAACCAUUUCUGUAGUAGCUGCCGUGGAACUUCUUAACAAUCCAGUGUCCUACACUGCUCCUGUACCAUCCCGCUUGCUUCUUAUCUCGCCUUGUUUCUCGGCACUCACCACCUCACGAACAUUCGAAACAAAUAAUGCUGAUGAUUGUAUAAGCAAGAUUUGGUUCGAAAAUUGCUUAACAAACUACCUAGGUAACUCUAACUUACUUCCAACAUGCCCUCUAAUAUCCCCGUUAUUCAACCGACAUCUACGUGGUCUACCUAAAAUGUGGAUAUGUAUGGGGUCUUAUGAAGUAUUCCUAGAGGACGCAACAUUAUUCGUUGAAAAAGCUAGAAGCCAAAAUGUUAGCGUUGAAUUUGUGGUCGAAGAAAAUAAUCUGCAUAAUUAUGCCGUCGCAUGGCCUAUAUCAAGAGAUGGUGGUGCUCAAAAAGCUGUUAAAUAUAUGUCUAGAUUUUUAUUUGGCGAGCAACCUGUUAUUAGAAAUGAUGAAAUUAUAAAGCUGUAA